CUCCCCCCUCCACUUUUCUCUCUGGUCCGAACAACUUCUCUCUCACACAUCGUACCAUACAUUUUUUUGACUUUGAUCUCUUCUCUAGUCAUCCGCGACGCAACGCAGUUCCACCACUGUAUCUCAGCUUCUACCCCGCUUAGCUUUGUGUAAAGUCAUCGUAAAAUACAGUAGGAGUCCGUCAGUUUCCGCGAAGUGUCUUCUGUUGUCGUCUGUUGAUCUAAAGCACCCGCGGAUCAGCUGCUAGAUACGGCUUCGGCUGCUCUGCUUGCGGACACACCUACCUGUUGACGCGCGUUACAGCAUAUCAAAAUGGCUGAUCCGAACGUUAUUCAUGGGCGAGCUCUGGAUCCGAUUCCCAACAUUUCUCUUGGAGAAUUCUUGCUCAGUAAACUGCAGUCAAAAGGAAAUUCUGUUGCUCAGGUGGACAUUGUAACUGGAGAAACGUUGACAUAUCCACAAAUUUUGGCCAAAAGUAUUAACAUUGCUGAAUACAUGCGAGAACUGGGAAUACGAUCAGGCGAUAUUGUUUGUAUUUCUAGUGAGAACAAUCUCGAUUAUUGCCUUCCAGUACUUGCAACUCUGUACAUUGGUGCAACAUGUGCUCCUCUAAAUCCAGCUUACACUGAAGGAGAGUUGGUUCAUGCAAUGAGUAUUUCCAAGCCCCGCAUUGUUUUUGCCAGUGCUCUCACCAUCAGUAGAGUGGUUGGUGCUGUAGAAAAGAUUGAUAGUGUGCGGGACAUUGUACUAAUUGGACGUCAAACACCUGGCCCCCUUCCAUGUACUGUGAGGCUAUUAUCCGACUUCAUCUCACAACGCAUGGCCAAUAACCAACUUUUUAUACCAGCUCGUGUAAAUCCAGAGAGAGACCCCUGUCUUAUUCUUUGCUCUAGUGGUACUACAGGAUUACCAAAAGGUGUAGAACUUACCAGCAGAAAUUUUCUUCAGUUCGUGUUUGUGACUAAUUCCGGAGGCUUGCCUGAUACUGAAUGUAUUCUUGGUCUGAUGCCAUUUUAUCAUGGAUAUGGAUUUGGUCUUUUGACAGUAGCAAUUAUGCGGGGCGGGACUGUCAUUGUCUUCCCACGUUUUGAAGAAGAACUUUUCUUGCGGGCAGUUCAAGACUACAAGAUUUCAACAUUGUUUGUUGUGCCACCUCUCAUGGUGUUUCUUGGGAAACACCCAAUUGUGGACAAGUACAACUUAAGCUCUGUGAAAACAAUUAUAUGUGGCGCUGCCCCAUUGGAUAAAGACACCCAACUUGCAGUUUCUCAACGAUUGGGUGUGAAAGAUAUUCGUCAGGGAUAUGGUAUGACGGAAACAAGUAUUUUAGCAACAUCUUACACUGAUGGUGUACCAGUGAAGAUGGGUUCAUCAGGAAGAGUUGUCACAGGAAUGUCAGCCAAGAUUGUUGAUGUUGAGACAGGAAAUUCACUCCCCCGAAAUAAGGAAGGAGAAAUAUGUUUCAAAGGCAAUAUGGUAAUGAAGGGUUAUCGUAACAACAUUGAGGCCACAAAAUCAACCAUAGACCAGGAUGGUUGGCUACACACUGGUGACAUUGGGUACUUUGAUGAUGAUGGCGAUUUGUUUGUUGUUGAUAGAAUCAAAGAGUUGAUAAAAUACAAGGGGUUCCAGGUUGCCCCUGCUGAGUUGGAAGCCAUUUUGUACACUAACAAGGCAGUUCGAGAUGCGUGUGUUGUUGGGAAACCGGACACAAUGAGUGGUGAGGUACCUGUGGCCUUUGUUGUGCUGCAAGCCAAUGCCAAAGCUAGUGAAAAGGAAAUUGUGGACUAUGUAAAUGAACGUGUCUCUGCUCAAAAGAAGCUUAGAGGAGGAGUUCGCUUUGUUUCAGAGAUUCCACGCAACCCGAGUGGAAAACUAUUAAGGCGUAUUUUACGAUCAAAGCUUUAGAAAUCCAGACUAUUUUUAACCAUGUCAUGCAUGAUGGUGUACCUGAAUUUUUAUUUUACAACCUUUAAACCUUUGUUCAUAUCUUAGGAUAUUGCAGCUUCAUUACUGCAAUCAAGUUAUCAUCUAUUUUACUAUAUAUGCUUUUGUAUUGGGAUUUUUCUUUACCAUAAUAAAAAUAAUUUUGUGUCUGUUACACUUUA
Thrips palmi is the source of this 2108-nucleotide messenger RNA. RefSeq names its product 4-coumarate--CoA ligase 1-like. Bases 313 to 1908 code for a protein of 531 amino acids. Gene Ontology annotation, biological process: long-chain fatty acid metabolic process; fatty-acyl-CoA biosynthetic process. The record is from RefSeq and is a predicted model, not a curated record. NCBI's taxonomy places the organism in Eukaryota, Metazoa, Arthropoda, Insecta, Thysanoptera, Thripidae. The transcript has 9 exons. Gene Ontology annotation, molecular function: long-chain fatty acid-CoA ligase activity.